AUGGAACACAGUGCGGCCCUGCAGCACCUGCGGCAGCACUCCUUCGUGGUUUGGAAGACCAAGGGUGAGGAGGACGCAGGCACGAUCACGAGAGCUUUCGCGAGCUUCGGCUACGCCGCUACACGGGCCAAGGAGAGUUUUACCACCGUUACGCUGCCCUCUCACCGGUACACCGCCAACAGUAUCGCAUCUGUGGACCCGAGUGUUCAGCCCGAUGGCCUGAGCACCCCGGUGCUGCGGCUCAUGCUCGAAUCUGUGGGGAGAGACUUCAGCGUUGAGUACGCUCAAUUAGGCGACACGGAGGUGCCGUCCGAUGGCUGCUCAGCGUCGGUCGUGGACGUGUUUCACUACUACAAUUCGCCCGAGCUGGUGAACAACGUGAACUGCGCAGAGCACACGGACCCAGGGAUCCUGUCCGUCGCUACGCGAGCCGACGUGCCCGGACUGCAGCUCCUUGACGCAGAAACAGAGGAGUGGGUGGAUAUCGAGACGAUGGUGGAUUCUACCGACCUUGUGGUCUUCGUCGGGCAGGUUGGUCAGUGGCUCACGGGCGAUGCCUAUCCCGCCGCACUUCAUCGAGUGCGCAAGCACACCCAGCCACGUUUGAACUUCGUGUUCGAGCUACGACCACACCGCGACCCGUUCGCGGGCAUCAAACUGUCGCCCAUCACCGACGUCAACCACAUGCUGGUCGCCGACAAGGUGCAGAACCGCAAGGACUUUGAGAUCUACCACAAAGGCACGCACCCCAGGUCAGACCGACUGGACGAGUACUUUCGCCAGUGGCUCGAUGCGCUGGGUGUCUCGGAGGAGCAGUACCAAACCCUACACCUGGAGAUUCUCGAGCGUACCACCGUACCUACCCCCAUCAGCGAGACACCAUCCACCGGCUUACUUCUCCCAUGA
Molecule: messenger RNA, 906 nt
Organism: Acanthamoeba castellanii str. Neff
Lineage: Eukaryota; Discosea; Longamoebia; Acanthamoebidae
Product: oxidoreductase, 2OG-Fe(II) oxygenase family protein
Exons: 11
Coding region: 1-906 (301 amino acids)
Molecular function (GO): dioxygenase activity
Source: RefSeq, a predicted model, not a curated record